This is a messenger RNA of Paralichthys olivaceus (Japanese flounder), 3776 nucleotides long. RefSeq names its product sushi domain containing 6 (gene susd6). NCBI's taxonomy places the organism in Eukaryota, Metazoa, Chordata, Actinopteri, Pleuronectiformes, Paralichthyidae. Gene Ontology annotation, biological process: DNA damage response. The record is from RefSeq and is a predicted model, not a curated record.
CGAGGCAGCUGGUGGAGCCGAGUGUUUCCGCUCAGCGAGACUCAAAGAUCCCGAGGAGCCGAGCAGCGAGGAGCGAGGAGCGAGGAAGCACUCUCACGUUCUCCUGCCGUGUCUCACCCCCUUCUCCCCCUGGGUGUCCCCGGCGAAAACAAGCGUUCAUGUCCCGAAUGUGAGCGACGGAGAGGAGCUGGUCACCUUCGCGUUGGUUAAGCCGUAGAGGACUCUCGCUGGUCGCCGGAGGAAAAGAUGUGCGAUGGAAUGGUAGCGUUUCAGACGAGAGCCCCAUCCUCCUCUUCUUCCUCCACCUCCUGCUCCUCUCGAGCCCACAGGCUGGCUGCCUCCGCGCUUCUCCUCCUCUUCACCCUGCUCCCUCAUGGUCACGCAUCAGGUUGUGUGCAGCCUCCUGGUGUGCAGCACGGGGACCUGCUGAACCAGACCGAAGCCAACAGGGGAUCCUUUCCCCCGGGCACCUUGCUGACCUAUGGCUGUGAGCCCGACUACACGGCAGAUGGACCCACCACUAUCAUUUGUACCAGUUCUGGAGCCUGGUCCCAUCAGCCCCCACGCUGCAUCAGAAGCAUCAGGAUCAAAAAUACAAACACAGUGUGCUCACCCCCCACUGAACCAGAGAACGGUGGCUAUCGCUGUCACCCGUCUCCCUGCCACCGCCUCACCCAGAAGACGGUCAUCGAGUACUUCUGCGACGAGGGCUACGCUCUGAAAGGAGAUUACAAGUUCCUCACCUGCCAGAACGGCGAGUGGGACGGCCCCAUGCAGAUCAGCUGCCGACUAACGCAAGACAAAGAGCCGAGCUCGCCGCUGGGUAUUCCAGCUCUGUCCAUCGUGGCAUCCACAGCUAGUUCUGUGGCUCUCAUCCUGCUUUUAGUGGUGUUGUUUGUUCUUGUACAGCCCAAACUCAAGUCCUUCCAUCACAGCAGGAGGGAGCAGGGAGUCUCAGGCCAGAGUAGUUCCAUCAUGGUGGAGGGCGUCCAGGUGAGCCUCCCCUCCUACGAAGAGGCUGUAUAUGGAAACGGUGGACCAUGCGCUGCAUCCGAUCCUCCUCCUUCUCCACCACCUCCUGCGGCUCCUCUGGAGUCUCGAGUGCCCAUCGUGCUCUCUGAGGGGCUUCCUCAGGGGGCCACUGGAGGCCAAGGCCCCAGCAGAACCCGCCACCACAGAGACUUAGACUUCUGUCUGCCAUCCACCUCGUCAUCCUUCUCCUCCCGCCACCAUGCAGAGACAGUGCUGGUUCACCAGGUCCCCUCCUCUUCCUCCUCCUCCUCCUCUUCAUCAUCAUGGGCUAGAGAGCACCCUGGGGGUGCAUGUGCAGGCCCCCUCCCUCUCCGUAGAGACUCUGAGAGCAGCGAUCAGAACAGUCUGCUUUCUGUGACCUCUACGGAUGAAUUUUCUGACGACAUCCCCCUGCUGAAGGAAGCAUGAAGCCUGCCAGGCUGCUCUCGGCAUCAGCAGCGGAGCCCCUCGUUCUCUCUCUCUCUCUCUCUUUCUCUCUCCCUCUCUCACUGCUGACUGGAACUGACUGUGGCUGACAACCUACUUCCCCCACAAUGCAGUGAAAAAGACUCGAACUAUGCCCCCCCCCCCCCCCCCCCAUCGCAACCUCUUCUACCAUUGCUAUCCAUGCAGAGCGAAGCCAACAACAACCAACAGUCACUGUACCACGAGCAGUGACGGAGCAGCACUGGACUCAGCUACAGGAUCAAACUACAGACAGAGUGGUUCUAGUUCAAUAUAAAUCCUGUAGAUCUGAUGUAUAUGAGUAAAACAUGCAUACCAAGUCAUGGUUGUGUCCUAUAGGCUAUGUAUCACCAUACACUUGCCUCCUCCCAGGUGUAAUUAUCUAUAUUAACAUUGCUCUCAAUCCAGACACAUCGACUCAGUCUGGAGUUACUGCAGAUAUAUAUAAAUAUAUUAAAAAAAACUUGAGAUGUUCGCUCCUGACGCUAACGCGCUCAGAAUCAGAAUCGUCUUCCCGCUGUACUUGAAAAGUUGUGAGUGACGGGGCUGGUUUUUUUUGUGCGGCCCUCUUUGGUGAAUGCUGCAUGUUGUUUUUAGUCGUGGCUGUCACGGCACAGUCUGAACGAAGCAUGAAGCCUCCUCUGUCUCUCUCUCCGUAGCUUAUCUGUGCACCCGGUCGGCAUUCGAGCAUAUGGAUUGGUGGGAUUGUUUUCUUUGCCGGAUGCAGCCAGUGUCUGGAGGGUGCUGCCUCUGCUGCAUGAGUGGGAUUGAUCGGUGUUUUGGUUCCAGGGCUGUGCUACACGUCGUUGCUUGUUUAAAGAGAGGGAGACACGAUGCCACAUUUUGUUUUGAAAGCUGACGAGAGGGUUGUGUUUGAACGUGGUGACUGGACACAUGACUUAACCUAGAGGUUGUUUGUGUUUAUUCCCCCCCCCACUGUAUUUAUUGUUUGGUGUGUGGCUCAGUUUGAGUAGUUGAAUCUGAGUGUGUGCGCGCGUGUGUGCUUGUGAGCUCGGCAGGAGACGACAUGUCCUCAUAUGGUCGUCUUCAAUGCUGCCGCUUCCUGAUUUGCCUCUCGUCACACCAGAGGCCGGCAUCACAACGUCCCCGUCUUUCACCAUAGGAAGAAAUCCCUCCCAGCGUUGAAUAAAGUCAUGUGAACAAACCAGCGUCACUUCAGGCAACGUGUCCGCUAAACAACGUGUAUUAUUCAUGUGCUCUCGAAACUAGAAUAUUUAUCAUUUUCUGCUGAAUGGCUGGACGUCUCCGUAGAGAGGGACUCGCCCGACUUCACACUGAGCUGAAGACUCUGUCUCCACUUCUGUGCAUCAUCGACACCACUGCAACUGGUUGCAGUGAAAUAAUAAAAAUAAUAAUUAAGGUUUUGUCAUUAUGACAGCCCCCCCGACCCCACCCCACCCCACCACCACCACCACAAUCAUUCACUCCAUCCCUACGAUGCAGAGUGCAAAGUGAAGAAUAUAUAAAAGAAUAAGAAUUUAUCAAAAGUCAUUUUGAAAGGAGUCGCUGUCACUUGAAAAGCAUUUGGUGGUCGAGCUGGUCACCGUGGGAACAGCAUGACUCUGGUUGGUUCUUGAGAAUCACUUUCUGAGGUUAAAAAAACUCCACUGGUCUGAGUUUCCGUUCUCGAUUUUAUUUGGAAUUCGUGGCUGUCUGUAAAUGUCAACGGCUACAUUAUUCAUGCAAGCAGAAUGUUGCCUUAGACUUGUACAUGUUCUUCUUUUUUUUUUUUUUUAAAUGUAUAAUCGCAAGCCUCCGCGUUGGUUGCUUUUACAAUACUGCAAAGUGUUCUGUUUCUUUCCAAUGGCCUUACUCUGUUUUUUCUAUUCUAUGCAUAAAACUGUCUUUCUGUAUUUAUCGAUGACUUUUACUUCUGUUGUGGACACGACUGAACGAAUGUCCGUCCUUCUUUAUCCUCCCCCUAGCAUUUCCAGCUACUGUGAUGAUGAUGAUGGUGGUGAUGAUGAACCUAUGAGCACCUAUGUUUCACUCUUCCUUUACUUCUCUUGCAAGGCAUUAAAAAUAUAAUGGGAUUUAAAAGAAAGGAAAACACUAAUUAACCUUGCAUUCAGAAACACUGUUGUACGGUGUUGCGUCCCUGAAAAUCACAGGUUAAACAAAGUACACAUCCUGAUUCUUAAGUUUCAACACUUUCAGCUUUGGUUUCUCCUCUGUACAUGGCAGUGGGUGUGAAGAUAGUAAUUUAAUAUUUGUAUAAAGUUUAAUUUAAUUUUACAGUGUGUAUAUAACUUUCUAAUUAAAGCUUUCUUUUGAAUGUG